This is a messenger RNA of Cynoglossus semilaevis (tongue sole), 1205 nucleotides long. It is a transcript of the gene pex26, whose product is annotated as peroxisomal biogenesis factor 26. Gene Ontology annotation, biological process: protein import into peroxisome matrix; protein import into peroxisome membrane. The record is from RefSeq and is a predicted model, not a curated record. Gene Ontology annotation, molecular function: ATPase binding; protein-containing complex binding. Gene Ontology annotation, cellular component: peroxisome; peroxisomal membrane. The coding region runs from base 114 to 953 and encodes 279 amino acids. The transcript has 6 exons. NCBI's taxonomy places the organism in Eukaryota, Metazoa, Chordata, Actinopteri, Pleuronectiformes, Cynoglossidae.
CGCGACUUCUGAUUGGCUGUAGCGUAAAUGACACGUAAAAGACAGAGGCGGAAGCUGGUCGUAAACAGAGGUUCAAGGUAGAUUUAACCCAGUUCCGUCUUUUCUUUCUACAAAUGAACGACAUGUUGGAAGUGGCUGCAGAACAGAUGGUGAUCCAAAGAGAUUUCCAGGCGGCUUUCGAUACGUGUAACAGAAGUUUGGACAAUCUGAGGUCCAGCACGGAGUCAGAUGACGACAGAUGUGCAGAGUUCAAAGCUGGGUUCUGCAUCUUAGGGAUCCAAGCGUUGGCUGAACUGAAUCAGUGGCAGAGUGCCCUCUCCUGGGUCCUUCAGCAGUAUGAACAGGUGGAGACAGUACCAGCAAAAAUAAUGCAGAUGUGCAUACUUCUUUACUCUAAGGUGGGACAUCCUGUUGGGAUUCAGGAAGCAGCCAGAGUUUGGCUCCACCGACCGUGCAACAGCAGAGUGUCAGGGUUUGGGACGGUGGCGGAGCUGUAUCUGCUGCAUGUUCUGGUUCCUCAGGGACAAACAGAAGAGGCUCGGGAGAUGAUCGUCGGCACGGUGGGAAACAGUGCAUUCACAGAAGACCAGAGACAAAUGGCGCUGGAUGUUGUAGAAGAGAAGGCGCAGCAGACUCGAGAACCACCUCCAGACGUUAACCCAAACUCUGAAAUGACUUCACAUUCGGUCUCACCAAAAGGUGCCGUGGUCCGUAAACUCGAAGCUGCGCUCAGAUGUUUGUACAGGAAACUGUUUGUGACAAGUUUUUCUUCCUUCUCUUUGCGGAGAAUCUUCCUGGCUGUCGUAUUCCUCUACCUGAUCUUUGUGCGAAUGGAUCCAGCUCUUCCAUCGACGUUCAUGUGGAUUUCCAAACUUCUUCAACUGAUCAAACAGAUGUGGAGGUCCACAUUCAAACUGUACUAUAGUACUCCAUCUGAUAGUAUGGGACUGUAGAGGUAUAAAAAUCACGGUGUUAUUUUUCUGUGGCUCUACAUUAUCCAGGAGUGGAUCAUCAUCAUCAUCAUCUUCUUCUUCUUCCACCGUACUCAGAAAAUGUUUCUAUUUAAUUUAGCCAAAAACAUUUCUGAGUUUCCUUUUCAAGAACUGUGAGUAUAACCACAGGUGGUUGAAGAAACAUUUUUGGUUGAAGGAAAAACAUUUGGUUGCCAAAUAAAUAAUAAUAAUUGAGUUGAUAUCAAGAUAAAC